Labeo rohita (rohu) is the source of this 1253-nucleotide messenger RNA. It is a transcript of the gene il12ba, whose product is annotated as interleukin 12Ba. Gene Ontology annotation, molecular function: protein binding. The transcript has 8 exons. Lineage: Eukaryota; Metazoa; Chordata; Actinopteri; Cypriniformes; Cyprinidae. The record is from RefSeq and is a predicted model, not a curated record. The coding region runs from base 88 to 1068 and encodes 326 amino acids.
UUAUAAGCUUGCAUACUAAACACGACAACAAAGCAAAGUCAGUCUGGUUGUGGAGGCUAAUCUUGUCGGAUUUUUGAGUGAUCAGUGAUGUUUGUUCUCUUGUUGAGUGCGCUGUUGUUUCUCCAGUCCUCUGCUGACGGAUCCAUCAAAACAGCUGAGAAUUACUGGACACUUAAACCAAAUGUGCUUGUGGUGAAUGUCGAUGCAAGUGAAGAUGUAAACAUGGUGCCACUUGUCUGUGGAGAAGCCUAUGAAGGGAAACAUAUUACAUGGACCAGAAACAACGAUGAAAAUCUGGAGGCUCAAGGAAACAGGAUCGUUGUCACAGUGGAGGCCUGGAAGGGAGGCAACUACUCCUGUUUCGACAGUGAGGGAACCUACCUAAACCACACACUGGUGCUGGCUCACUGGACCUUCAGGAAGAUUAUUAAGAAUAUUCCUGAGAAAGGUUACAUCGAUUGUUCAACAAAUAACUACGGAGGUUCCUUCAAAUGUAAUUGGACAUGGGGUGAGAACAGGAAUGGCCAUGUUGCUCAUAUCAAAGUCACACGCUCUCAUGGUGGAAGCAACAUUAGCUGCAGUCUGGAUUCCAAAGGAAAGAGUAUCUUAUGCUUAGACCACAACUAUUGUCCUUAUGCAGAGGAGGUGGAGCGCGUCAACCUGACCAUAUACUUCAGAAGCAGCUUUGUUGUUGAAUCAUACAAUGCAAAGUUCUACAUCAUGGAUAUCGUGAGGCCUGAUAAGGUGCCUAUUAGUAGGAUCAAUAAAACAUCCGUAGAGGUCAGAUAUCCACAGUCCUGGAGCACACCAUCAUCCUACUUCCCUCUCAUGUUCCAAGUGAAAGAGAUUCGCUGUCGGAAAUGUGAAAAAUGUGACUGCUCCAAACCAAACUCACAAGAGAUUUUCUUCUCACAAAAUCACCAGCUGCCAGUGACAAAAGGGAUGACGGUGUGUGUGAGAGCGAGGGAUGAAUUCUGUAACUCCUCAUGGAGCGAGUGGAACUUGUACAAAUGCAAAGCCAGAAAAAACAAGCAGAGGAACCAAGAACCAAAGUUAAAGAUGCUAUAAUUUAUUAUGCGUUAUUAAAUACAAAUCAUUUUAACUAUUAUGAUGCUUUCUGUAGUCAUGGACAAUGACCGACUCUAUUAGACUACUUUGGUCAUAUACUGUGUAAUUAAAUACAAACACAUGUGUAUGUGUUCUUGCAAUAAUGUAUUUGUCUAUACAUUGUAUAAUACAAUGAAUAACACUAU